AUGGUGCUGGUGGGUGGUGUGGGUAACGCUUUGGUGGUGAUGCUGGUGAGUGGGUCAUCAGCCAUGCACUCCACCAUCAAUAUAUUGCUGGCCACGCUGGCCUUCUGCGACACUCUGGCCGUGGUGGUGCUGCUACCCCUGGACAUGAUGUCCCUCUUGGGGCGCGGUUGGCUGCUCCCUGCUCCCCUCUGCCACGCCCACGCCGCCCUAAUGAACGUGAUACAAGUGGAGGGCAUGACUGUCCUCGCCUUGAUCUUCGUGGAUCGGUACAUCAUCAUCGUGCACCACCAGGAUCGUCUCACCCCUGUCAUCACCUGCUGGGUCAUCGGGGUGUCGUGGGUGGUGAGUGUGUGUGUGGCCACGCCGCCCUUGCUUGGUGUGGGUGGCUACAGUAGCCUUCCGCUGCCUCCAGGCCUCACACACUGCCUCUGGGAGCCCGCCAUACCUAGACCUGACGGUCAAAUAAUCUACACCUUCGUCAGAUUUUCAAUGAUGGGUUUACUGCCGCUGUUCGUUAUGAUCUUCUGCUUCGUCAGCAUCCUGGGGAAGAUGAGGAAUAACUCAGCCAAGGUUACCACCAGCGACUGUGAGGGAGGACUGACCUACAUCGACUUGAUGGAGGUGGCCAGGGAGAGCGAGAAGGCCCUCACACCCCCCUCCUCGCCACGUCGCCCACUCGUCAUCGUUAACCUGAGCUACAAGACUCGCACUUUCACUACCAUCAUGAUCUUGUUCCUCGUGUUCGUCAUGUGCCGGACACCUCUCCACCUCAUGCAGUUGGUUCACUCCUUCACCAGCACUGGGCAGGUAUACUAUGAUGCGUUCCCUUGGUUGCUGUGGUGGGCAUACCUCCAGCCCGCCGUCAACCCCGUCAUUUACACCGUCAGAAUACACAAAUUCCGCAAUGAGCUGCUGGAAACGUUCCCAUGGCUCCUACACCUCACACCCGGACGUAAUGGGGACUUCCUGCGCCGUAGUGACCCGAGUACCAUCUAUAUGAUUCAGCAGCCCUCGUCCUCCUGACCCUCUGCACUCCUCAACAAUAUUCUGAUCACUACGGUCUGAUAAAUACUGUUUUUUUUACCCCUACUCUAUAUUUAUUUUUGCGCUACCUCUCACAGGAUGAACAUGGGGUGCACAAUAAACUAGCCGACCUCCGCCAAAAUUAAAAAAAAAUCAAUUCUUCACCACGAUACAAACACCAAAUUACCUCUGGCAGUGAGCAGUGAUACCCUCUCCGAUAUCUCAUAUAUACAGUUAGAUAUAUAUAUAUGUGUGUGUGUGUGUGUGUGUGUGUGUGUGUAUGGCAUAUAUGUAAGAUAAAUGAUUGGUAAGGUCUGAAAAGUUCAGUGAUUUUUAUUGACGUUACUUAUAGGGGCUGUGCCGUAAGCAGGACAGGAAGUAAUAUCAGAGGUGAAUUCAGAAGAUAAAUUACUGAGGUGUUGACUCUUCAGUGAAAUUAAUUGUGUGUUAUAUUUCACUGGAACUGUUCAGGGUGUUAUGAGGGAGAUUUCCAGAAUUACGACAAACUGUGGGUAAUAGUAUGUAACAGUUCCCCGUUAUUUUAUGGAUGUUAUAGUGACCAACUUGGGCUGGGAUGUGAGUUAGGUUAGGUUAGGUUAGGUUAGGUUAGGUUUGGUUAGGUUAGGUUAUGUGAAAUAUUUAAUUGUAAUAGUUUACGGAGAUUAAGUGAAUCUUUUACUUACGGGAAUUAGUUGACUUCAAGUAUUUGUGGAAUGGUUUUGUACAUUUUGUAGAAUUGUAAUUUCAGAUGUAAUUUGAUAUUAUAAGUGAUAAAUGUUUGUAGUCCACGUGAAGGUUAAUUUACAAUAGUCUACAGAGAACUAAGUGAAUCUUUUGUGUCACCAGAACUAUUCUUGUGUUCGGUGAGGAAUAUUAAGAGUUAACUUAGAAUCUGUAGACUAUAAGACAUUUUGAUAUAGUCCAGACCUAGAGAUGUAUUGCAUGGGACCUACCUGUACUUGAGGAUAUUUAUAAUAAUUUAAGAAUAAUUAUUUACAAAAUUUCCCAGAGAGUAAAAUUUUAUAUACCUGUAUGACUCUUAAGUUAACAAGAAGUGUUAUGAAAGAGUUUUGUAGGUAAUGAUUGUUUUUAAUCGGGACUCAGCGAUUAAGAGUUGUUAUUGUCAAGAAAUGUGAUUACAGAUCUCAGAACAAUACCGAUAGUAGAGUACUGUUUUUCUUCAAGGGAAUUAAUAAUUUUAAUAUAUCUUGUGUUUGUGGGAAGAAAUGAAAUAGUUUAAAGGCAAUUAUUGAAAGUCUCGAGUCUGGUUUUGUGGUAUUAGGAUGACAUGAAGACAGUAAAGUUUCUUUUGUAGGUUAAUUAAUGAUUCUUAUAUCUAUUGUGGUUGUUGUUGUCUUGGAGGGUAAGGUGAGAAAUUGACCCUUGAACUAUUUUUUUUUUUUUUUUUGCUUUGUUACGGAAAAUUAUAAUUAUUGUGAGGUGACGUGGUACAGUUUAUGAAGUAAGAAUUAUGUGUGGAGUAAAGUGAAGUAUUUAUGUGAUAUGUAAAUUAUUUUUCAGAGUUAAACAUGAGUGUUAUGUAUU
Homarus americanus (American lobster) is the source of this 2568-nucleotide messenger RNA. RefSeq names its product high-affinity lysophosphatidic acid receptor-like. Lineage: Eukaryota; Metazoa; Arthropoda; Malacostraca; Decapoda; Nephropidae. The annotation marks the transcript as partial. Gene Ontology annotation, cellular component: membrane. The transcript has a single exon. Gene Ontology annotation, biological process: G protein-coupled receptor signaling pathway. Gene Ontology annotation, molecular function: G protein-coupled receptor activity. The record is from RefSeq and is a predicted model, not a curated record.